AUGAUGAUGAUAAACUCCACACUGGUUUCAUAUUUCACUUUUGGUGCCUAUGUUGACACCGGGAUGUUUAAAUAUUUGUGGUUCAUGAUUAUCAUGUGUUUUUAUGUUGUAAUUCUUUGCACCAAUGUGUUGCUCAUUGUGGUGAUCUGUAUGAACAGAAGCUUACAUGAACCUAUGUACCUUUUUCUCUGCAGCCUGUUUGUAAAUGAACUGUUUGGUAGUUCAGGGUUGUUUCCAUUCCUUCUGGUUCAGAUCCUCUCUGACAUUCACACUGUUUCUGCUCCACUUUGUUUCCUGCAGAUCUUCUGUUUGUACACUUAUGCAAAUGUACAAUUUUAUAAUUUAGCCGUCAUGUCUUAUGACAGAUAUCUUGCUAUUUGUUAUCCUCUACAAUAUAACACACGUAUGGCAUUUAAUAAGGUUACCAUGCUUAUUGCUGUAACAUGGUUAAUCCCUCUUCUUAAUAUUGUAGUCAUGAUUUCUUUGAGUGCAUCUUUACAGCUGUGUGGGAACAUUAUUGACAGAUUGUUCUGCGAUAACUAUUCUGUUGUGAAACUGGGCUGUUCUGACACGACAGUCAACAACAUCUAUGGACUCAUGUACACUUUCAUUGUAUUAUUUGGUCUUGCAAUAAUAAUCUUUUACUCGUACAUGAGGAUCCUGAGAGUUUGUUUCUCUGGUUCUAAACAGACACGACAGAAAGCCAUCAGUACCUGCACACCUCACCUCGCCUCCCUGCUCAACUUCUCCUUUGGGUGUUUCUUUGAAAUAAUACAAGGCAGAUUUGAUAUGAACGGAGCACCCAUUAUGUUGCGCAUCUUUUUAUCUUUAUACUUUCUCACUUGCCAACCGCUCUUCAACCCUUUAAUGUACGGACUGAAUUUGACAAAAAUCCGCAUCAUCUGUAAAAGUCUUGUCUUUGGUAAAAUGUAA
This is a messenger RNA of Cyclopterus lumpus (lumpfish), 933 nucleotides long. Its product is annotated as olfactory receptor 10J4-like. The transcript has a single exon. The coding region runs from base 1 to 933 and encodes 310 amino acids. Lineage: Eukaryota; Metazoa; Chordata; Actinopteri; Perciformes; Cyclopteridae. Gene Ontology annotation, molecular function: G protein-coupled receptor activity; olfactory receptor activity. Gene Ontology annotation, biological process: G protein-coupled receptor signaling pathway. The record is from RefSeq and is a predicted model, not a curated record. Gene Ontology annotation, cellular component: membrane.